Messenger RNA from Rhizopus microsporus ATCC 52813, 690 nucleotides. RefSeq lists its product as uncharacterized. The record is from RefSeq and is a predicted model, not a curated record. NCBI's taxonomy places the organism in Eukaryota, Fungi, Mucoromycota, Mucoromycetes, Mucorales, Rhizopodaceae. The transcript is spliced from 2 exons. The coding region runs from base 1 to 690 and encodes 229 amino acids.
AUGCCUGUAAAUAAUAAAUCACCCAUAGUACGAUUAAAGGAAACACUUGAUGCUUUGAGAGAAGAGAAUGAAAGGACAAACAUCAUCAUUGAGCAACAAACAAUAGAAAUUAAUAAAUUAAGAGCCAUGAUAUCAAAUAAGACUGAGGAUAUGGUUCAAUCUUUAAGUUUAGAAGAACCCGUUCACCAUAGCAACGUGAUUCACCAACUAACGAUUAAACUGAACCAACAGGAAGAAAGUUACCAACGACGACUACGGUCAAUACAGCGUCGAAUAAAAGAAAAGCAAGAAAAGCUAGUUGAAUUAACAUCCAAAGCUGAUCAAUUGAAACUGAUAUAUCAAAGGGACCUGAACGAAUUGUCUUCAAGGCAUGAAAGAGAGUUAAAUAAGAUCAGGGCGCAGCACGAGAAUGAAUUAAAGGAACUAAAGACGAAAUACCAGCCUGCACACACUUGUCAUCAUGGCCAGCUCAUAGAUCAAAUAAUGGAGAAAGUUUUAAUAGAGUUUGAGCAACAGGAGCAUUCAAUUAUACCACAAAACAUAGAAACGCAAUAUCAUUCAACUACACAUGCAUCUUCUUAUAAGAAGUACAUGCCUACUACUCAGUCAUCUUAUAGUAAACAAUACAUGCCUAUUGACGCACUAUCAUGGCCAUCACCGAAUGCAAGAAGGCUAAAGAUUGGUAUCUAA